AUGGGCGGUCUGUUCUCCACGCCCGUCAACACUUCCGCUCAAAUCUCAGGCGUUUUGCAAGAGCUCGAGCGGACAAGAGUGAGUUUUUCCAAAGAAAUCCGGUAUCUAUGCUUUUUUUGCAGAUAGAACGGGAGCUCGCACUGGCACAACUUCAAGAACGUCGUCGGCUCGCAUUCAAGCUUGCGGAAGAGCGAGAGAAGUUCAAUUGGAUCGCAUGCGGCGGCGGAUUAGUUGUUGUUCUUUCCGCGCUCUCUUCCUUCCAUCACAAGUCAGUUUUUCCUGAAUUUUCAUGAUGAACUCGGUGAAAAUCACUAAUUUCGACACAUUUCAAAACCUCGAAAAUGUUGCAGAAACCUGCUGCAUGUCAUCCCAAUCUUCCCGAUGGCGUCGUUCAUCGGCUACAAAGCGCAUUUCUGUUAUGGCGAUCAAUUGAAGAAGAUUUCCGGUGAGGAUUCUCUUUCAAUCUUUGAAAUUUUCAAAGUUUCAUUUAGAAUCGGCGACGAUACUUCUGGAAGAUUCUGUGGAUUCUCUAGUGCCGCUGCCGCCGUCGGUGGCCGAUGUUCGGAAUCGAAGCAAACAGUUGCGGGAGGAAGAGUCGACGAAUUACUAA
Caenorhabditis sp. 36 PRJEB53466 is the source of this 610-nucleotide messenger RNA. Lineage: Eukaryota; Metazoa; Nematoda; Chromadorea; Rhabditida; Rhabditidae. The record is from the annotation of a GenBank genome assembly.